Molecule: messenger RNA, 717 nt
Organism: Gaeumannomyces tritici R3-111a-1
Lineage: Eukaryota; Fungi; Ascomycota; Sordariomycetes; Magnaporthales; Magnaporthaceae
Exons: 2
Coding region: 1-717 (238 amino acids)
Source: RefSeq, a predicted model, not a curated record
AUGGCCCCCCGCAGCAUCAUCCUUUUCGCCCUGGGCGCCCUCGCCGUCGAGGCCAACAUGCUUCUGCCCCGCGCCGGCAAGGACGCGGGCCUGGACGACUCGAUCUUCUCCAUCUGCAGCACCGAGGUCCCGGCCCAGACCUCGUCGUACGAGGGCUGCUACUCGAGCGCCAUGCUCGCCGUCGGCGCCUGCAAGGGCAGCCCGGAAGCGUGCGGCUGCAGCCUGUACACGGCCAUUGCCAAGACCUGCAUCCCCAUCGUCUGCCCCACCGCCCUGGCCUCGUCCCUCCUCUCGGUCGGCUGCGAGGCCCUGAUCGGGGCGACGGCCACGGCCACGGGCGGCGGCUCUGCGAAGCCCACGUCGGCGGCAGGGACGGCCAAGACGGGCGGUGGCAACAGCGGUUCGGGCACGGCCAAGACGGGCGGUGGCAACAGCGGUUCGGGCACGGCCAAUACGGGAUCCGUCAGCCCCGUCUCCCCGACGCCGGCGCCUACGGGCGGGGCCGCGACCACGGGCGGCGGCUCGUCGGGCACUGAUACUGGCUCGGGCUCGGGCUCUGGUUCUGGUUCGGGCUCUGGAGGCAGCAGCGCUGGUAGCAACAACAACGGCGGCAGCCCGCAAACCACCUCGUCUAGGGCUUUCGCUGGCGACAUGGCGGUGCCCGUGGUUGGUGGUGCUAUUGCUGGUCUUGUCGGUGCCCUGGCUGUUCUGCUGUGA